AUGCACCAAGAGCACAUCCAGCGGCUUGCCUCACAUGAUGCUGCUGUGCUGCGUGCCAGCCAUGAGUUUCCGACCUUCACAGACGCUUUUGCCUGCGUGGCACAGGUUGGCUUGCCAGUGCUGGAAGCCGAAGCUAGCAGGAUUCUUUUUUCCUACUAUGGUAAAGAAGCCUCACACAACAUGGAGGUGUCGCUCUGUCUCCCAGCGCUCGCGUGGGACAUUACGCGAACAUGCAUUCUGCCUAUCACGGACGAGGUGCGAAGAAGAGCAGAGGUAGCGGUAGAGGGUAAUGGCACACUCCCUAGUGCAGCAGCAGGCACAGGAAAGCGGAGUCACGCCGCACUACAGCCUGAUGGACUUGAGCUGUUUGGUCGCCUGGCAGCCAUUUGCGCUGAUGUGUCCGUGAGUGUCAGGAUGGAGGUGGUGGAAAGCGCUGCGGUGGAAGGCAAAGUCUGUCCCGCUGAGGUGUUUGCCAGUGGCCGGGAGGCUGGUGGUGGCGCAGCUGCGCGCCCAUCGUACGAGUCACACUCCUGUCUCCUUGUCCUGGACCUUGUACCGGAGACGCGAUGGCACUGUGGCCAGCAAAUGCCCCUCGUCGAGAAGCACGCGCGCAGACGUCGGCACGCCAGCCGCUACCCUUCUUGUCAUGAUAGUAGCAGUGGGUCUUCUUCUCGCGACAGUUUUUCAGAUAUUAGUGAUGGAGCAAGGGAGAGAUGCAACAGUGUGCACCUGAUCACCGUGUGCCGAGUACGCGGACUAUUCUACAACCUGCCAGUGCGCCAGAUUCCUUAUGUAGCACUUAUCGGCACCUGUAGCUUCAGCAUUCUCACCGGCAGCAGCAGCGGUUGUGGCGGUCCCUGCAAGACUCUCAGUGACCGUGAUCGAGAGGAGCUCUUGCACCGUCGCUCCUCGGGGGCCUGCAAGUCGGCGUCCGCCAUGCGUGCACGGCGGGAGGAGCAGCAACACCUCCUAGCGGUUGUAUUCCAGACCGCGGUGUGUACGUUGUUAGCGCCGCUGUAUCUCACCGGCACACCUCUCGACGCAAGCGCUGACAAAGGCGCAUCGAUCGCCCGGCACUCGUUGCCGGCGCAGAGUGUCUCCGGGUUCUCUGCAAAGAUGAUUGCUGAGUAUGACUUCUGCGGGGACGCGAGUAUUGCCCGAGGUAUGCCAGCUGAAACACUCCCAUUGCACCCUCUUUCGCUCUCUACACCGCUUCGCUGCGUCUCUGCUCCGCGCGUGGGUAGUGAUCGAGGUGACAUACACCCCGACUCCGCGUGGGCGGCGGCGGGGCUGCGCGUGGAUCGUCACGGCUUGUACAGUGGUGCUCUCUGGGUGCAUCAGGCAUCACGAGAGGUGGACAUUGGUGGAAAGGCGGGACACCGUCGCACACGCGGCGAGGCGACGGCGCGUCGUCUGUGUCGCGCAUUCGGCGCCCCACUGCCAGACCCCUCAUCUGCCCCAUCAUCGUCAGCCACUCGUGCACAGCGGCGCGCAGGGCGAUCACGUUCGUUUUCUUCGACCGCCGCGAGUUGGAAAGGUAGUGGAAAGACCCCGGAGGAGACGCUGGCAGAGGGUGUAUUGACAGAAGUGGUUGUGCGGCCUGGUCACUUCGUGGUUCUCUUCCUCACCCCUCCUCCGCUGGGUGCCACCGCCGUCCCUGCCCGUGAGACACCGUAUACAGUAGAGAGCCACCCUUUUGCGCCUUUUCCUGAGCGCCACGGGACCCUCUUUAUGAUACUCGUGCGAGAUUGUCAAGCACAUCCUCUAGAAGACGAUGACUGUCGAGGUCGAUCAGCUCCUCUGUCUUCAGCGUUGUGCCCGACGCAUUGCCGUGUGCUGGAACCUACGCACUGGGCCUACGACAUUGUCGCUACCAACACACGUCGACGUCGCCACAGCGCACAUCCGCUGUCAGGGAGGUCUAUCACAGCAGCCGCAGCAGUAACGGCAGCCGUCCCAGCUUUCGUAUUCGUUGACAGCACGUACGUCCCUGCCCGCAUCUCGGAGGCCCGACAGCGGACCCGAAACGGAGACUCCGUACAGCAGACCUUUGCGCAGCUCUACGACGAAGCACUGCAGCGCCUCACCAGCGGCUGGCGGGGGUGCGAGAGUGACGAGGCGCCCCUUGAGGAUUACGAGAAGGCUCUGCCUGCCCAAACAGCAACUUCACAUGAAACCAUACCAGAUCAGCAGCAGCAGCCGAUCUCUCUCGUCCCAAACAAUGUGCUUGUGAAACAGGAAGCUGCGGAGGUGCAGUUACGCGUGCGGUACCUCUGUCAACAGGUACUGGAAGCCGCUGCUGUUCCUGGGAUGCAGUCGUACACGUCGGCACCGCCUUCCACAAAGCACAGCUCUUUGACCGCAUCCUCGGAGAGUGUGGCUGGUCGCACAGGCACUCUGCAUCGCGUGCAACUCAACCCCGCCUCGCUGCUGUGGCUAAGCGCCACUGCACGCAGCGUAAACUCCUCGGCAGCAGCGCCGCGUCGUACUCCUGUCACCCUCGACCCCAACCUGCACCGUAUCACCAGAGAGGAAAAGGAGGAGCAGGCAGCACUGCACACUCGCCCUCCUUUGGAAGCAUCACUAUCCUCUCGUGAGCCCCCUGGCCCUGUGCAUCACCCAUCGCCUGUACAGGUCUCUAACACGGAGGAAAAGUUAACGCGAAUGCGACAUCUCCUGGACACAGGACGUGGGAAUGCGCUACGUCGAUUGCCUCGCGCCUGUGCGGCACCGUGUCCAUGGAUACCAGAGAAAGGAGCCGACAGAGGUGUCGAGAGCGGUGGCUCCAAUACAUCCAAAGGCGCCACAGCAGUGCUUUCGGAAGAUGUCAUGCCACCAAUCACAACCGCCUUCUCAGCGCGCGUGUCAGUGCUCCAGUGGGCACGCAAGUUCCUGGUCAUUGCCUCUCCCAACACUCCACGAUGUGCGUUCAAGCCAACCUGCAGCCCUGCAGCAGUGGCCCCUCAAGGUUCUGUAUGCCGUCAUCAGCCACACGUGCUGGAGUGGUGGGUUGCGGAUCAGCACGCGGUACACGAGCGAGUGCGACUGGAGUUCUUUCUCUGUUUCGCUGACACCUAUGUGUGCCAUCCCGAGCUGCAGGAUGGCAUGGAGUGCACCGGGAGUGAGUCCGUGAUCCUCGGGUCUGGCGCUGUCUCAGAGCACGUAGCUCGUACCUCCUUGUCGCUUAGCCCUCACGCACGAAGAGCGCUAGAGCGUCGCCACCGCGUUGCGCAGCUGCUGCGGUCGCUCGCGGUCACUGACCCCGCAUGUUCGCCGAGUGCAUCGAUGGCGGCGGUGUCAUUCGCUGUGUCCCUGCCAGCCGAGUGGCGUCUACGUGUGACCGCGGUGGAGGCACAUCUGCGCCAGUGGGGGUGGCGUUUCCAUCACGAAAGUGAGGCCGUCGCGCACCGAGGAGAGAGACAGUGCAACAGAGACGUUGCUUGGGCCAGCGACGCGCGUGUUGACCAGUCCACGUACUCACGCACUCGUCCCUCACUGGCAACAGCUGUUGUGGCGUGGCCGUGCUUGAAGGUGGAAGGGGUCGUUCGCCAUGUCACCUCCACGCAGGCCCUGCAGGAAACGGUGGUGGAGCUGGAAGUGGUGGGAGCCGCAGCGAAGGCAGAAUUCGACUGUCCCUUCAUGCCCUCGCAACCUGCCGCCACUGACCCCGUCUCUUCAUGCGCCCGCUCUCCCGGGUCGUUACACGUACCGCGCUGCUCCUCUCCGUGCCCGCUGCUCAUUCCCUCGGUGUUUCUCAACUUCUUCAUCUCGCGCUCCUGUCGCGGGGCCAUCAUGUUCGGGGACGUUCUUCGCCCCAACGCGGCCCGCUCUAUGGUGGCUGCACUGGACUGUGUCGAACAGUACUACGUGUGCUCGCACGGCCGUCCCUCCUUCACCCAUCUCACUCCUGCACAGUAG
This is a messenger RNA of Leishmania braziliensis MHOM/BR/75/M2904, 3918 nucleotides long. RefSeq lists its product as hypothetical. Gene Ontology annotation, cellular component: mismatch repair complex. Gene Ontology annotation, biological process: mismatch repair. Gene Ontology annotation, molecular function: ATP hydrolysis activity; ATP-dependent DNA damage sensor activity. Bases 1 to 3918 code for a protein of 1305 amino acids. The transcript has a single exon. The record is from RefSeq and is a predicted model, not a curated record. NCBI's taxonomy places the organism in Eukaryota, Euglenozoa, Kinetoplastea, Trypanosomatida, Trypanosomatidae.